AUGUCGACGGAAUCCCUAACAGCUGAUCCAGCCCCAGCAGCAAACAGGGGGCCCUCUGCGGCUACCAAAGAUACAGCAUCAGCUACAGUCAUUAGUCUGGUAGAUGAUGACGAUGAAUUCGAUGAGGAUAUUGACUCUGACGAGUUUGCCGCUGCUGAAGUGGCUGCCACGCAAGCACCAACAAAUACCGUAUGUAAAACACAGAUACGCCACUGA
Messenger RNA from Bipolaris victoriae FI3, 216 nucleotides. RefSeq lists its product as hypothetical. NCBI's taxonomy places the organism in Eukaryota, Fungi, Ascomycota, Dothideomycetes, Pleosporales, Pleosporaceae. The record is from RefSeq and is a predicted model, not a curated record. The transcript has a single exon. The coding region runs from base 1 to 216 and encodes 71 amino acids.